ACACACACACAGCUGACAUAAUUGUUUCCAAUAGAAUAUAGAAUCCUAUUUGUAAUAUUUAUGACGUUCACAUUAAUAGUUUGGGAUCAAUGCAUUUGUUUCCACACAAUUUGCUUUUGCAGACGCUCAAAACAAUCUGUUUUCAUCAUUAGGUGACAUGGCUCAGCAUGAGGCCCAUUUAUGCCGUGUGCUCACUCUAAGCCUAAACAUCCCAUGAGCCUCUCUGGUGAACUGCACCGUCAACAGGGGACAGCCAGGGGAGGGUGGUGGCGCAUGCUGUAUUAGGAAGCAGGGCUGUGAUUAGUCGGAUCCGGGACAGAUGGGAGUGAACCAAGCCGGGGAGCGGGGCGAGCGACUGAAUGUGGCAGAGAGAGAAGCCGGGAGGGAGAGAGGCCGCUGAGCGGGGAACGAGACGGAGAGCAGCAGAUGGACGGGUGCAACACACUUACUGAGAACAGGCCGCACGUGUGACGACCAGUGUGUGUGUGCACGCAUGACGGUGGUGUGUGUGUGCGUGUGUGUGUGUGCCUGUGCAGGAUAAUGGUUGUGAAUCACUGAACGCUUUUCAGCCGUUAUCCUCUAGAAAAAAACAAAACGAGAAGGAUACAAGUGGACAGGAGACAGAGGAGUGAACAGUUUCCCAGCUGCUUUCAAAGGGCAGGUUGAAGCCCAGCAAACUAGUGUCAUAAGCUUCUUAUCAGUCCGCGUCUCGAUCAAUGCUUCGCGCUGUAGCGGGACAUUUUCGCCACUCGCUCGCUCCUUUUUUGCCCAAGACGAGAGCCGUGUUGGUGCCCGGGGCCGGACGCGAGGAGGAGGCACCUCUAUGGUGAAGAUGAGCGUGGAGCCUGUGCAGGUGAUGAGCGGACAGGUCAAAGAGCUCCGAGUGGCGCCGUCGUCCAACGGGGACAGCAGAGGAUCAUGGGAAGGGAAAGAGGAGUUCGACGGAGGCAGCCUGGGCGUCACCGCCAAGCCAAAACAGGUGACAGGGAGACGAGCCCGGAAGGUGGAGGGAGGCGUGUUCUUCCCCAAGCCGGAGAACGCCGUCACCGUGGCCGUGUCGUCCCGGGUCCUGUUCCGGACCGAGCGCGAGCAGAAGGUGUUCGAGCAGAAGGGGGUGGAGGAGUACCUGAGGUACCAGAUCGAGCACGAGACCGAGCCGUUCGCCCCCGGACCCGCGUUCGCGUUCGUCAAGGCCCUGGAAGCCGUCAACACCCGCCUGCGGGAGCUCUACCCGCAGAGCGAGGAGCUGUUUGACAUCGUUCUGGUGACGUACAACCACGCGCAUGUGGGGAUCCGGCUCAUCAACACCAUCAACCACCACAACUUGUUCAUCGAGAGGUUCUGCAUGACGGGGGGGAGCAGCCCUAUCGGCUACCUGAAGGCCUGGCACACCAACCUCUACCUGUCUGCCGACGCCGACAAGGUCAGGGAGGCCCUGGCUGAAGGCAUCGCAGCAGCCACUAUGUUCAUGCCGGAGAAGAUGACCGAGGUCUCCGAGUCCCAGCUGAGGGUGGCCUUCGACGGCGACGCCGUCCUCUUCUCCGACGAGUCCGAGCGCAUCUUCAAAGCCCACGGCCUGGACAAGUUCUUCGAGCACGAGCGGGAAAACGAGGACACACUGCUGGAUCACGGUCCUCUGAAAGGGUUCCUGGAGGCGCUGGGAAAGCUUCAGAAGAAGUUCUACGCUAAAGGCCAGCGUCUGAACUGCCCCAUCCGGACCUUCCUGGUCACGGCCCGCAGCGCGGCCAGCUCGGGCAUCCGGGCGCUGAAGACCCUCCGGGCCUGGGGCCUGGAGAUCGACGAGGCCCUGUUCCUGGCCGGGGCGCCCAAGGGCCCCAUGCUGGAGAAGAUCAGGCCCCACAUCUACUUCGACGAUCAGAUGUUUCACGUGGAGGGCGCGGCGGAGAUGGGCACCAUCGCCGCCCACGUGCCCUACGGCGUCGCGCAGCAUCAGCAGGCGACCAAGAAGUGAGCGGCAGCCGCCAUGCGGUCAGAAACAGACGGAGGGGAGCAGCGGGAGCUGGAGGAGUGUUGUGAUGAACAGGUCCUCAGAGAGAAGAAUGAACUUGUACUGUGUUGUAUGAUUGUGAGCGGAAGUGCAUCAUUUCCUUACUGUAUGUGUGUUGCACCAAACUGACAGCUUAGCUUCAUGCCAUCAUCUUCGGAGGUGGAUCCAGGUUUGGGUAGAGGUCACGCGUCCCCGAGCUUUACAUUUCAAGACUUCAGUCGGCUUCAAAGGUGCUUUAUUGCAGGUUAUCACAUGAAACAGACACGUCCAGAGUAAACGCAGAGAUGGCUUCAGUUUAGUAGCACUUUUUUGUAUUUUGUGAAUGAACGAGUCCUAAGCACAAUAUAGAGGUAUUAUAAGAGAGUGAGAGUCGGAAUACUUUCUAUCACGUUACUGUUUGACUUCACAAGAAUGUAAAACCAUGUGUUUGCAGUUAUAGCAUAAUGUGUUGUAUGUUACUGAGGAUAUAAACCUUAUUUACUGUGUACAGCAAAUGUAGGACGCUUUAGCCGGUGCCUUGGUUUCACUGAAGACAUUGAAACCCAAACAAACUGAUGUCCCGAGGAUUGUUGAGGUAUAUUUAUGCACUUCUACAACCAUGAUUGUUGUUCUCAGCAGGUCAAGACAUUUGUUUGUAUACAAACCAAUGUAUUUUAUUAUUCAUCGUAAGCAAUAAAUAUCAGUGGGCUCAUUUGGUUGCAGUGGGAAAAAAAAGCGGUUUUGAGGAACCAUGGGUCAAAAUGACAAACGUUCUAUAUAAAAACAUACACAUUUUUUGUUUUGUGUUGGGUGCAGUAAUUUUUAGAGGGUGCCUUGGUUUUUACGGUCCCUCAAACCGAUCAAAGCAGUUAUGGCGAUUACUGCCUGCUCCUUCACCAAGGCUACAGUCAUUCUGCUCCGGUGGUGAUUGAUGCUGUCCAAUGUAACCAACUUACAAUCCAUCGCUCAUUCACCUAGAGAAUAACUGAGUUUGAAUAGGAAGAUAGUGACAACCUGGCAGCAGUGACCUUUGGAGAAUGCCAGUCCACUUCACAUCACUCAGAGAUCCGCUACCUUAGUGAUGGUUCAUUAGUUCUCAUUACCCUGCUGAGCAGCUUUCAUCGCUCAGCCCAAAGUAACAUCGAAACAAAUGUCUCUUGGCAGCCACUUAAAGCGAGAUGAAGGCUGAGGACAGAGCGUCAGCAGUUUAUCGGUUCAGGGGGACAUUCAGCAAUGGAUCGAAGCAACUGUCUUGUCUGAACUUGUCAACCAUAUUGUGAUUGAAAAACGGCUUUGCAAAAAAAAUGUAUGAACAACAAAUAAAAGCUUCAAGGUUAUUUAAAAACGAA
Molecule: messenger RNA, 3336 nt
Organism: Betta splendens (Siamese fighting fish)
Lineage: Eukaryota; Metazoa; Chordata; Actinopteri; Anabantiformes; Osphronemidae
Gene: nt5c1aa
Product: 5'-nucleotidase, cytosolic IAa
Exons: 7
Coding region: 824-1972 (382 amino acids)
Biological process (GO): adenosine metabolic process; nucleotide metabolic process
Cellular component (GO): cytosol; cytoplasm
Molecular function (GO): 5'-nucleotidase activity; nucleotide binding; magnesium ion binding
Source: RefSeq, a predicted model, not a curated record